UUCUGACAUCUUCGGUGACCUGACGGACCCUAUUGGAGGGCUGGGCGCGCGCAGCGCUCGCACCGUGUCUCCAGCGGUCUUCCAGCACCACGAGCGGCUCUUCACCGGGCUGCUAGUAGUGGAGCUUGUCCUUGAGGCGGCGUACCUAGGCCUGAUGCUACAUUGCUCGAGGCACUCUGUCCAGGAGGUGGCCUCAGCAUACCAGGCGCUGCCGUUGCAGACGCUAUGGACGUUGUUCUGGGCGCAGCUUGGCUUCCAGCUGGCAUACUUGAAGCUCUACUUCUGUAUGGGCUUCUCUGCGGCGAACAAGCACAAGCCGCGCUUAUACGCAUGGUUCUCCAAUGUUGCCCUCACAGGCAUCAUUGUGCAGGUUCUGUUCGCGUACAUGAACAAGGCCAACAUCGUCGUGUUUGCCUUGCGGCUCUUCUGCUACGUCUAUGCAAGGUUCAUGAAAGGCAUGCUGCAUCAGCUGCUGUUGCACCCUCCAGCGGAGCUUGAUGUGUGA
Messenger RNA from Symbiodinium necroappetens, 505 nucleotides. The record is from the annotation of a GenBank genome assembly. Lineage: Eukaryota; Dinophyceae; Suessiales; Symbiodiniaceae.